This is a messenger RNA of Saimiri boliviensis boliviensis (Bolivian squirrel monkey), 2667 nucleotides long. RefSeq names its product nucleoporin 54 (gene NUP54). Gene Ontology annotation, molecular function: structural constituent of nuclear pore. Gene Ontology annotation, biological process: NLS-bearing protein import into nucleus; nuclear pore organization; protein localization to nuclear inner membrane. The record is from RefSeq and is a predicted model, not a curated record. Gene Ontology annotation, cellular component: nuclear pore; nuclear pore central transport channel. Lineage: Eukaryota; Metazoa; Chordata; Mammalia; Primates; Cebidae.
AGGACUCUCAGGAGGCACAACCUCGCGAACAUCCCAGUCUUGUACCUUAAUUGUGAAACCCAACACCUUGUGAAAGUCCCCGGAAGUGAGCCGGCGGGGGGCGUUCCCUCACAACCACCCACCUCCUACGCCCUUGGCGCUUUCCGGCCUUUUCGGCUUGGCCGGAAAAGAGGCAGAACUCGGUGAUCUGACUGGCGGUUUCCCCGCCGGACUGAGAAGAGGAGCGUACCGCGGGUCGCGGGAGUACCUCCUUGGUCUCCUGCUCUCGCGACAUGGCCUUCAAUUUUGGGGCUCCCUCGGGCACCUCCGGCACCGCUGCAGCCACCGCGGCCCCCGCGGGAUUUGGUGGGCUUGAGACUGCCAACUCCACCGCCAGUGGGUUUAAUUUUGGGGGUUUCGGAUUAACUGCUAAUCCUGCAGUGAACUUUAAUAUUGGGAAUUUCGGUGUUUCUACUACCUCGGCGACUCCGUUCAAUUUUGGUAACAGUCUGGCAAGUGCAGGUGGGUUUGGAGGAUUUGGGACAACAUCUACAACUGCAGGUUCUGCAUUCAGCUUUUCUGCCCCCACUAACACAGGCACUACUGGACUCUUCGGUGGUACUCAAAACAAAGGUUUUGGAUUUGGUACUGGUUUUGGCACAACAACGGGAACUAGUACUGGUUUAGGUACUGGUUUGGGAACUGGACUGGGAUUUGGAGGAUUUAAUACACAACAUCAGCAGCAGCAAACUACAUUAGGUGGUCUCUUCAGUCAGCCUACACAAGCUCCUACCCAAUCUAACCAACUGAUAAAUACUGCAAGUGCUCUUUCUGCUCCAACGCUAUUGGGAGAUGAGAGAGAUGCUAUUUUGGCAAAAUGGAAUCAACUGCAGGCCUUUUGGGGAACAGGAAAAGGGUAUUUCAACAAUAAUAUUCCGCCAGUGGAAUUCACACAAGAAAAUCCCUUUUGCCGAUUUAAGGCAGUAGGUUAUAGUUGCAUGCCCAGUAAUAAGGAUGAAGAUGGGCUAGUGGUUUUAGUUUUCAACAAAAAAGAAACAGAGAUUCGAAGUCAACAACAACAGUUGGUAGAAUCAUUGCAUAAAGUUUUGGGAGGAAACCAGACCCUUACUGUAAAUGUAGAGGGCACUAAAACAUUGCCAGAUGAUCAGACAGAAGUUGUCAUUUAUGUUGUUGAGCGUUCACCAAAUGGUACUUCAAGAAGAGUUCCAGCUACAACACUAUAUGCCCAUUUUGAACAAGCCAAUAUAAAAACACAGUUGCAGCAACUUGGUGUAACCCUUUCUAUGACUAGAACAGAACUUUCUCCUGCACAGAUCAAACAGCUUUUACAGAAUCCUCCUGCUGGUGUUGAUCCUAUUAUCUGGGAACAGGCCAAGGUAGAUAACCCUGAUUCUGAAAAGUUAAUUCCUGUACCAAUGGUGGGUUUUAAGGAACUCCUCCGAAGACUGAAGGUUCAAGAUCAGAUGACUAAGCAGCAUCAAACCAGAUUAGAUAUCAUAUCUGAAGAUAUUAGUGAGCUACAAAAGAAUCAAACUACAUCUGUAGCCAAAAUUGCACAAUACAAGAGGAAACUCAUGGAUCUUUCCCAUAGAACUUUACAGGUCCUAAUCAAACAGGAAAUUCAAAGGAAGAGUGGUUAUGCCAUUCAGGCUGAUGAAGAGCAGUUGCGAGUUCAGCUAGAUACAAUACAGGGUGAACUAAAUGCACCUACUCAGUUCAAGGGCCGACUAAAUGAACUGAUGUCUCAAAUCAGGAUGCAGAAUCAUUUUGGAGCAGUCAGAUCUGAAGAAAGGUAUUACAUAGAUGCAGAUCUUUUAAGAGAAAUCAAGCAGCAUUUGAAACAACAACAGGAAGGCCUUAGCCAUUUGAUUAGCAUCAUUAAAGAUGAUCUAGAAGAUAUAAAGUUGGUCGAACAUGGAUUGAAUGAACCCAUCCACAUCAGAGGUGGUGUCUUUAGUUGACAGAUCACAACUUGUGUAGUAGAGGUUUGUGAAAAUGCAUCUUCUUACUGCAUCAGCCCUUCCUUAAGAAACUGACCAUGUGGAGGGAAAAAGAAAACAAUUCUCUCUUGGUUGGUUUUUUGAGAAGAUAACUGACAAAUUACUAUUCAUCAAAUCUGAAAUUACAUAGUCACCUCACAGCUCUUCAAAGAAAACCUCUGAAAGAUUUACAUCUAAAAGCUGUAUUUACUUUAAAAGGAGAAGUGCAUCAUUACCAAAAUUAUAUGUACUAUUGUACAUUUUUACAACAGCAUUUUCUUAAACAUAAACUGUGUUUAAUGAUUAUUGUUCACUGAGCCUGUACUCUGCUUUCCAUACCAAGUAAAUACAAAAUAAUCUACUUUGCACAUAACAGAAGAAACUUAAAUUACUUGACUGUUGGAGAUUUGUACUUCAGAGUAUAAUUGUACACCAGUUUUUAUAUUUGUGAACUCAUCUGUGGGAGGAGUAAAGAAAAUCCAAAAGUAUUUAAUGAUUAAUGUUUCCUUUUUGUUCUAUAAAGAUUUGAAUAUGUAUUUUUAUAUUAUUUUACUUAUUUUGAAUUUACAGAACACACCUAAGCAAUUAAGAUAUAACAAAAUUAACCAUUUUUUCAACCAUUUUGUUUUUUAAAACUUUUUAUUUCUAAAAAGAUGAAAACUUACAAAUAAAUUCUUAAUUUUUAAUU